Molecule: messenger RNA, 453 nt
Organism: Endocarpon pusillum Z07020
Lineage: Eukaryota; Fungi; Ascomycota; Eurotiomycetes; Verrucariales; Verrucariaceae
Exons: 1
Coding region: 1-453 (150 amino acids)
Source: RefSeq, a predicted model, not a curated record
AUGCCUCUUCAACCUCCCGAAGAAUACCACAUCCACACCCCGACCCCUCACGUCCCGAACUCGCGUCUCCCGGUGCUGAUCUAUCGUUCCGUGCUUCCUCUUCCCCCGAACGAGAAAGAGGAAGAGGAAGACACUGCUGGAUCAGAAUCGAGGUUGAAUCAUCCUUGCUCAGAGGAAGAAGGCUCUCCCGCAUUCUCGGCUGCUGGCGCAGCGAGGCAAGCAAUCGAAGCGAACCAUUGGUAUUAUGGCGGGAUAUUCAAGUCGUAUUGGGCGCACCAUUUUCAUAGCGUGACGCAUGAGUGUUAUGCGGUGGUUGCUGGAAGGAGUAGGCUGCUGCUUGGGGUGGGGCCUUUGGAUGGGGGCGUAGACGAGGGAGGAAGGAAAAGGGAGAGGAAUGGGGUGCAGGUUGAGUUGGGGACGGGGGAUGUUAUUGUGUUACCGGUGAGUACUUGA